Messenger RNA from Aphanomyces astaci, 1170 nucleotides. RefSeq lists its product as hypothetical. The annotation marks the transcript as partial. Lineage: Eukaryota; Oomycota; Saprolegniomycetes; Saprolegniales; Verrucalvaceae. The record is from RefSeq and is a predicted model, not a curated record. Gene Ontology annotation, molecular function: metal ion binding. The transcript is spliced from 4 exons.
GAUGGCUCCAAAGUUCCCACUUCCUCCAGACUUUUUUCAGUGCCCAGCGCUGACUGCCGCCGAGACGGCGCGGUACCUCCAUUGGGCCGAUGAUCUAGCCAUCGAUGUCAUCGAAGGCUCGCGGCUGGUUGACGGCCCUGUCACGUGGCGGUUGCGCUCGGACGAGUCCGACCUCAAAAUCUUCAAGGGAUACAACCCGGCGUCGCCGCCUGGCGGGUACCUGUACAUGGGGGUGAUGGACGUGUUUGCCACGAUCGACGAAGUCGUCGACCUCUUUCGAUCCGACUCGCCGAUGCAUGCCAAGCAGUACACGCAGCGCUUUGGCCGGGACUUGCUGGACAUGGCCCACCUGUACGCGCUGGCCGCUCCGUCCGACGAAGACUCGAAGAUGGUGACCGUGACGUGGCGCGCGUACAAGAAGCCAGUGCCAGGGGUGACCAUGAGGCGCGACGCGUGUCUGCUCGAGUGCCAUCGGGACUUUGACGUGAACGGCCGCCGCGGUCGCGUGUGCGCCAUCAAAUCCAUUCAAGUCGCAUCCUGCCCAGACAUGGAAACCGAGUUGGGGCUCGUGCGCAUGACCAACUACGGCAGCGGUCACGUGUUUGUCGAAAGCGACCGACCGGGGUACUUGCAACUGUCGUUUCUACUGCAUGGCAACGUGGCCCGCGGCAGCCGGGUCGAGAAUUUCGUCGGGAAUGUCCUAAAGCGGAAGGAUCAACUGACGGACAAGGCUGUCACCCGUCGAUGCCGCAGCGUCACCAACAUCGACGUGUGGCUGCGAGAAAAUCGCGCCGCAAGAUCUCCGUCCAUGCCAGAGCACAUGUGGAUCCCGCCGUCGUCUCGGCAUAGUUGCUUUCAUUGCCUCAAGGGGUUUGGCGCAUUUGGCCGCAAAACCAACUGCCCCAAGUGUGGCCACGUGGUGUGUGGCAACUGCAUUUUCAAGUGGAAGGUAUCGCCGUCAGAGUCGAUCCAAGUGUGCUCCAAGUGCUCGCUGGUGGUCCCCCGAGGACCGAAAGCAUCGCCGUCCGCGCGAAGUCACCCCCAAAGCGACGUCAUGUCCACCGCCGCAUGGAGCUGUGUCAGCGGAUAUGCCAAGUCGGAAGACAUGUCUCGGUAUAGCGACACCGAAGUAGGCUACUUGGUCAGGUUUUGAACUACAGUACCGAUGAG